Molecule: messenger RNA, 1472 nt
Organism: Dermatophagoides pteronyssinus (European house dust mite)
Lineage: Eukaryota; Metazoa; Arthropoda; Arachnida; Sarcoptiformes; Pyroglyphidae
Biological process (GO): ubiquitin-dependent protein catabolic process
Cellular component (GO): nucleus
Molecular function (GO): ubiquitin protein ligase activity
Source: RefSeq, a predicted model, not a curated record
UUUUCAUUGGUUUUUCCAUCGUUUGAUUAAAUUUUUUUUCUUCUCAUAAUUAAAACAAAUAAAAUAAUUUCAUCAAGUAAAUUGAUUGAAACUUGUAUCAAAAAAGAAAAGAAUGGAACAGCCAAACAGGCCGAUUAUUGGUCUUCAUACGACUUCAGAACCACCGCCACCACCACCAUCAACAUCAUCAUCAACUACAAAUUCGGAUAUAAAUUUAUCAUCAUCAUCAUCGAAUGGCAAUAAUGGACGAACACAAAGACGAAUACAGAUUCAAAUACAGCAUACAACAUCACGAAUAUUGGAUUCGACAGAUAAUUCUCACAUUUCGAUUGAUCAUCAUCAUCAUCAUAAUAAUCAUCCUACUCUUAUGCGUCGUCAAUUGUUGCAUGCUAAUAUUCCAUCAUUACAAAGAAAUCGUAUAGCAGAACGUGAACGUAAUUUUUAUAGGCAAUAUUAUUUAAGAUAUCGAACAGGUUCAUCAUUAUCUAAUGAUCCUGCACCAACAACAACAACAACAGCAGAAUCGGCCUCAACACUAGCAACGUUAGCAGCCUCGGCAUCUUCAACAUCAACUGAUACACGACCCAUAGAAUUUGAGGCAACAAUUUAUCGGCCAAAUUUAUCCAGGCGUUUUCCUUCACAACUGCUUGUAUCACCAUUUCAAAUUACUUUUCCAACACCUUUACCAGCAACUGCAUCAACAUCUUCUGAUAAUAAUAAUGUUCAUAAUAAUCAAUUAAAUCAGAAUGUUUCGAAUGCACCAGAUGUUACGGUAACAACACCUCUUCCACCGCCACCACCACCAAAUCAACCGGAAAUAUCAACAAACAACGGUGAUAUAGUUCGUACUGUUUUCGAAAGAUUACACGGUACAGCUAUUCAAUUAAAUCGUGAUGGUCAUUGGUUUAAUCUACAAAAUGGACUUACUAAACAAGAAAUUAAUCGUCAUACUAUUUCCUAUGAAUAUAAACCGAAAAAACGUAAACGAAUGAAAGUUAUUGUCGAAAGUAAUGGUUCAGGUGAAUGUAGCCGAACUAGUAAUAAUAACCAACAAAAUCAAGCUUGUGAAAGUGAUGUUUGUUCAAUAUGUUUGGAUCGUUUUUGUGUCAAUAUUAUUGUCAGACGAUUACCUUGUCUUCAUGUGUUUCAUAUAAAAUGCAUCGAUAAAUGGCUCAAACAGAAUAAAAAAUGUCCAAUAUGUCGAAUAUCGAUUGCAAUUGAUUAUGAAAAAAUGUUUUCAUCAUUAAAUUCAGGAAUCAGUAUUGAACAAUGUUUAAAUCAACAGGAAUCAUCAAUUGGUUCAAAUAUUGCAAGCUUUUUACAAGAAUUAACAGAUUUACAGCAAUUGGUAUAUGAAAUACCUGCUAAUAAUGUAAAUGGAAUGACAAGAUUAUCAUUAUUUGGUAAUUCUUCAAAUCAUUAUAAUCAUAUUGUUCAACAAACAACGGCUUCAACAAAUAAUAAUAAUAAUA